This is a messenger RNA of Gekko japonicus, 1402 nucleotides long. It is a transcript of the gene ARMH1, whose product is annotated as chromosome unknown open reading frame, human C1orf228. Bases 1 to 1305 code for a protein of 434 amino acids. The transcript is spliced from 11 exons. The record is from RefSeq and is a predicted model, not a curated record. Lineage: Eukaryota; Metazoa; Chordata; Lepidosauria; Squamata; Gekkonidae.
AUGAGUUCCAUUAAGGAGCAGGCAGCCAUCAGCAGAUUAAUAAGUUUCCUGCAGGAGUGGGACAAUGCCAACAAACUUACCCGACACCGUAUUUUAGACAAUUUCAUCAUGACGAGCCACGGCAAAACAGGUCCAGAACUGGAAGUAGAAUUCUCUCAAGGAGCCAGUUUGUUCCUGGCCCGGUUAACUGCUUGGCUUAGGCUGACCUACAUGUAUGGAACAUGUUUAGAGCAACAAUUGAAGUCCAUUGGUAUCUUCCUAUCAGCUGCAAGUGGCCAGCGGUACCUUAUUGAAUUCUUGGAGGUCGGUGGCAUCCUUACACUGCUGGAAAUACUUGGGCUCAAGCAAUUGAAGGAGGAGGCCAAAAGGGAAUCCAUAAAGCUUCUUCAGUUAGUAGCAAGUUCUGGCAGGAAGUUCAAAGAGCUUAUUUGUGAAAGCUAUGGUGUGCGAUCAAUUGCAGAAUUUUUGGCCACUUCUAAAUCAGAAGAGACUCAAGAACAAGUGCAGAUUCUUCUGGAUAACUUAGGCCAUGGCAACCCCAAGUAUCAGAAUCAGGUGUAUAAAGGCCUGAUUGCUCUUCUAAAGUGCACUUCCCCCAAAGCUCAGCAGCUGUCUUUACAAACACUCAGGAUAAUGCAGACAAUUGUGGGACAAGCCCAUCCAAGUAUUGUCGAAUCUGUGCUGGGUGUGCUUCGAUCUGUUCACUUGGAGGUACAAUAUGAAGCAAUUCAGCUGAUCAGGGACCUUAUGGCCUAUGAUGUGCAGCUAGAACUGCUGAAAGGACUGGUUUCAUUGUUAAAGCCAUCAAGACAGGAGACUGCCAAGCUACAAGCCAGAAUCCUAGAAGAACCAGGGUCACUGCGUCUUAUGGAAUCCUUGCCAGCAUAUAUUCAGCAAACUGCUGCAGCCAAAACCAUUGGAAUUCUAGCCCAAGACUCCAACAGAGUGGCUGAAGAGCUGAUCUACCUGAAUGUGGUACAUGGCCUCAUGUGUGCCAUGGGCAACAAGGACCACACCAACUGCCAGAGACAAGCCAGCAUCACACUAGAGCAUUUUGUCAAGAUGUUCCUACUGGUGGAAGAAACAGUUCGGCAUGCCAUGGGAGAUAAGUUGUUCCAGCUGUUCAUGAAAGAUCCAACAAACUUGUACCUGAACAUGGAUGCUGUGCAGGCAGAUAUCUUGAUCACCAAUAUUAUUAACAUGCCAGGAGAUCUACUUGAUAUUGCAAACACGGAGCUCCCACAAGCAGAAGAAUCUAACACUGAAGUGGAAUUGCAGACUGAAGACAGAACUGAGUCUCCUUAAUUCCUGACCCUCCUCAAGCAAUUGGGCUCCCUUGUCUGUUUUCUUCAUCCGGUUUUUCAUGUCUCUUCUAGUCUUUGCCCAUUUGUCAGGUUCUUCU